UGCGUUAGCUCCACGUGAAUUUUCACUACUUAAGCUCCUCAGAUCGAUCCUCUUGAUUCAUUCCGCUACACAGGAAGCAAGGAAAACCCACUGUUCUCUCUACUGAAGCUACAAGGACAUCAUCAUCAUACAAUGUCAAAACCCUCGUCCCACGCUGAAGAUUUAUAUCUCUCAUCCUCCACGGAGGAAGAUUCGUCGGCACCGCCGCCGCCACCGCCGAAGGUUGACGUGAUCGACAAAAAGAAAAAUCCAAGCCGCCGACAUCGACGAGCUCGAGCAAGAGGUCAAAACGUUCGUCCCAUACCGAUUCGUAUCUCUCAUCCUCCACUGAGGAAGAUUUGCCAGCACCGCCACCGCUACCACCGAAGGCUGACGCGGUCGAAAAAAGAAAAAAUCCAAGCCAUCGACAUCGUCAGCAAGCUCGAGCAAGAGGGUCAGAAUAGCUCCUGUGAAGCCGCGGCACGGCACUGCAGCGGAACUAUUCGGUGCCGAUAG
Messenger RNA from Leguminivora glycinivorella, 495 nucleotides. RefSeq lists its product as uncharacterized. The transcript is spliced from 3 exons. The record is from RefSeq and is a predicted model, not a curated record. Bases 133 to 495 code for a protein of 120 amino acids. Lineage: Eukaryota; Metazoa; Arthropoda; Insecta; Lepidoptera; Tortricidae.